Dunckerocampus dactyliophorus (ringed pipefish) is the source of this 10311-nucleotide messenger RNA. RefSeq names its product dihydropyrimidinase-related protein 5-like. Lineage: Eukaryota; Metazoa; Chordata; Actinopteri; Syngnathiformes; Syngnathidae. Gene Ontology annotation, molecular function: methyltransferase activity; hydrolase activity, acting on carbon-nitrogen (but not peptide) bonds, in cyclic amides. Bases 2160 to 5072 code for a protein of 970 amino acids. Gene Ontology annotation, cellular component: cytoplasm; cytosol; nucleus. The record is from RefSeq and is a predicted model, not a curated record. Gene Ontology annotation, biological process: negative regulation of DNA-templated transcription. The transcript is spliced from 24 exons.
UUACACACAUUUGUCAACAAUGCUGGAGAGAAAUGCUGAUAUUGUGGAUGUGGAACAAGUUUGACAUCUUUCACUUCAUCUCAUAAAAAAUUAAGUGUUGUGUUUAUAUUUUUGUUGUGUGUAUAUACAAGUGUACAAUCAGCAGCAACAGAACCGAUGGUGUAAUAGCGACCAUGCGGAAUCAUUAAUCGUGCUGAUAAACCACAAUGUGUAACGCGCAUGACAUGACACACCAACAUUUUAAAGUGCAUGCAGAGCUAGAUAAAGCUGCUGACCACUCAUGAUACUUCAAAUGCAGCUACUGCUAUGUUGUAGAGUUGAUUAAAAAAAAGUCAUCAGGAGGUUGUCUACAGCCACAGCCAAUGUUUAAUAUUUUUAAAAUAGGAAACGCUGUGGUUAAUUGAGUAGAGGCAUCAAUUGGAGCAUUUACGGUAGUCCGCUGGCAUUGCCUGUGAAAAUCAGCAUUUUACCGCUUUUUUUCCCGGUUCGCCGUCCCGUACAAGCAGCACUGAUGACGGCAUGAGAGGCUCAAAGUCGUCCCGGCAAUAUUCCGCCUUUGGAGGUAGCAUCAGAGCCGUAACAUGUGUGCCAGGGAUUGCCGCGAUGCUGGGACCGGUUUGUGUUGAGUGAGAUUGUCGCCGCUGGCGUCAUCCAGGAAUGCGAUUAUACUGUAUGUUGCUGUGCCGGUUGCGUCAAUAUCUCUGCUUUUUGCCUGGGUUCUGUGCGAAAAGCAUCUCCGCGAGGUCCCAGAAAGACGCUUGCGGUAAGCUGGACCACAAAGCAUUUGGAGAUUGUGGUGCGUUCCACACGCUGCGCCUGGAUGGCUCCUCACUCACCCUGGCCUUGGAUCGAGGCAACUGCACUCUUCAAGUCCAAAGAUUGUCUCAUUCCACAGGAAGAGUGGCCAUGAAGAAGCUGUUUUGCCAGCAGGUAUGGAAAAGACCUCCCAGAAACAACCACCCGCAGGGGACGCUCUUCCCAGGGAUGACACGGUCUUUGGAUCUGAUGAGUCUCGUUGCGUCGCUUCAGCCGUUGCAGAUGAUAUAAAGUACUACAGCCCAUCAGGCUCUUCUGCGAUCGUGCUUUUUUCACGGCCGUAUUUACAGUACGCAUUUCGGUGACAACGAUGCACCGGCCUCUUUCCGUUAGUAGAGGCAACACCACGGAAUGCGUGCGUUAUUUCUCCGGUGUUUUGUCAAGUGCUGUAAACCACAAAUGAGUUGUUGUUUUUCUGCAGACACGCCUUUUCCAUCCGUGCCAAAGUGUGCAGUCGCUCGUAUGAAUCACGCCUCGUGUCGCCCGUGAUGUCCGCAACGUUACACUGUGUGUCGUCCUCGCUCAUACUGUUGCUUGUCUCACACGCCAAAAAAAACUCCGUUUGGGAGACGCCCUGCCGAGAAUCACGUUAAAACAACCGGUGGACGAAUCAUAACGCAUAUGCUGGGAUUUGCUUUUCACGUUUACUUUACUUGAUGAGCGUUUGCAAAGACACCCGAUGUUAUUUAUUAGUAGCUAUGUGUGUGUGUGUGUGUGUGUGCGCGCACGUGUGCGUGGCUUCUGGUAAAUACAUUUUCUUUGUCAUGUUGAUUUGAAAAACUUUUAUGUGACGAAGCCGCCCGUCUUUUGUAAAUAAAUCAAAUGUGAGAUAUUAAAAAGGACGUCAAAUGCUGCCUGCUUUUCUCAGUGGUGUCGUCGUUCCAGCUUUUGAAAGUGAAAAGCUUCUCCCGCAAUAAAGUGAGAACCUGUGUCCUGGCCGCUCAGUACAACAUGAAGGCAGCAGUGGCGAAAGACCGUGACAUCACCACGGUCAUGGCUUGCCAGCAAAGGCACGGACUUUAGGACCCGGGGGCGCACACCAGGCCAGCGUGCAGGCCGCUGCAGUGAGAGCGGAGCAUCUGGAGGAGCGCUGCCCGGCCAGGGGGAGGCGGUGGACGGGGAAGAGAAAAGAGAGGAAGAAGGAGGCUCCGGGUGGUGGACGAGACCAAAUCAAGAAGGGUCAGGCCCGGGACUCGGGAGGAGGGACAUCGGGAGAGAAGAGGAGAGAGGAAGGAUCGUCUCAUUUUUUAUUUUUAUUUUUUUUUCCAUCGCUGUCUUCAUUGACGUGAACCAUCACACACACCGCUCCCCCCACCCCCCACAGCAUCUCCGCCGUCCCCGCCAUGCCGUCCAACGCCGUCACCAAUGCUACAUUCAAAGGCUCCACCGACUACGCCGACCUGAUGGAAAGCAGAGCGGGAGACCACACAAUCCAGGACGUGGACCCGAUGACGGAUGAGGCCGACGGCAGCGGCCCGUGCACGCCUGGCAAGCUGGUGCGAAAGCGGAAGCAGCUUCCGGUAGGGAUCUACUUCAAAGAGGCCGCCAGCGGAAACCCCCGCCCGGGGCCGUCGCUACCGCUGUCCUACAACGGGGACGUGGGCGGGCACAGAGACAGGACGUCCGACGCCUGCUUCCCCAAGCCGGAGAGGAGGGAAGUGGAGAACGGGAUCCUCAGGGAGCCUUCAUCCUCCUCCUCCUCCUCCUUCUCUUCCUCCUGCCGGCCGGAGGACAGCGUGCAGGCUCAGGGUCCCGCCCAGCAGGACAGACCGCUGCAGGACGGCCAGGCCGUGCCGCACAAGAAGCGAGGGAGGCGGAAACUGGAACACCCGACCAAAUACGUGGAGCACGCCGAGGAGGACGCCAGCCGGGCAGUGAACAGCGAGGGAGGUCGCGGGAGGCUGCGAGGGGGCGUCGGCUGGGAGGUCAGCCUUCGCCAGAGGCCCGUGCCCAGGGUCACCUUCCAGGCCGGUGACCCGUAUUACAUUAGCAAGCGGACCAGGGAGGAGUGGCUGGCCAAGUGGAAGAUGGAGGCAGAGAAAAAGGCCAAACUGAUGUCAGCCAUGAACGCAAUAACCGACCCCGACGACGAGAAGGAGACGAAAGAGAGCCGGAAACAAGAACUCUCCCUGAGUCAGUGUCCACCGCCUUCCGAGCAGCAGCAGCCUCCGCCUCCGCCGCACAGUCUGCCUCAGUUGAAGCCUCAGCAUCCGUCGCAAUCACAGCCGUCACUCCCGCAGCAACAGCAGCAGCAGCAGCAACAGCAGCCUACUGACCCCGCCUCCCCCACUGUAGCCACCACCCCCGAGCCCGUGGCCAUCGUAGGCGGAGACAAGACAUCCCCCAAGUCUGGAGACACUGAACCAGAGUAUGAGGACGAUCGCGGUUUUGGCAUCGGCGAUCUGAUCUGGGGGAAGCUGCGAGGGUUUUCGUGGUGGCCGGGACGCGUCGUGUCCUGGUGGAUGACGGGACGGAGCAGAGCCGCCGAGGGAACCAGAUGGGUCAUGUGGUUCGGAGACGGAAAAUUCUCAGUGGUUUGCGUUGAGAAACUCUUGCCUUUUAGUUCCUUCAACAAUGCCUUUCACCAAGCAACCUACAACAAGCAGCCUAUGUACAGGAAAGCCAUCUACGAGGUGCUUCAGGCGGCAGGCAGCCGAGCAGGCAAAGUGUUUGAUGCCUGCCCUGACAGCGAUGAGAGCGAAACCUCCAAAUCGGUGGAGCUUCUGAACAGGGAGAUGAUAGAGUGGGCCAUGGCAGGGUUCCAGCCUAGCGGACCUCAAGGUUUGGAGCCACCAGAAGAGGAGCGCAACCCAUACAAAGAGGUUUACCCGGAAAUGUGGGUGGAGCCAGAAGCAGCGGCCUACAUGCCUCCGCCGGCCAAAAAGCCUCGCAAAAGCACAGCAGAGAAACCCAAGGUCAAGAACAUCAUCGACGAAAGGACGCGAGAGAGACUCAUUCAUGAAGUUAGACAAAAGUGCCGCAGCAUCGAGGAUAUUUGUAUCUCGUGUGGAAGUCUGAACGUCAGCAUCGAGCACCCGCUGUUUGCAGGAGGAAUGUGCCAGGGCUGCAAGAACUGCUUCCUGGAGUGUGCGUAUCAGUACGACGACGACGGCUACCAGUCGUACUGCACUAUCUGCUGCGGUGGACGCGAGGUGCUCAUGUGCGGGAACAACAACUGUUGCCGGUGCUUUUGUGUGGAGUGCGUCAACCUCCUGGUCGGCCAAGGAGCGGCCCACGCCGCAAUCAAAGAGGACCCGUGGAACUGCUUCAUGUGCGGCCAAAAGGGGGCGUACGGCCUGCUGGAGCGUCGCGCUGACUGGCCCUGCCGGCUCCAGCACUUCUUCGCCAACAAUCACGACCAGGAUUUUGAACCGCCAAAGCUUUACUCCCCGGUUGUGGUGGAGAACAGGAAGCCGAUUCGGGUCUUGUCGCUAUUUGACGGCAUAGCAACAGGGCUGCUGGUGCUGCGAGAUCUGGGCAUCGAAGUGGGCCGCUAUGUGGCCUCGGAGGUGUGCGAGGACUCCAUCAGCGUGGGGAUCGUGCGGCAUCAGGGUCGCAUUAUGUACGUGGGCGACGUGAGGAGCGUCACGCGCAAACACAUUCAAGAGUGGGGUCCUUUUGACCUUGUUAUUGGUGGGAGUCCGUGCAAUGACCUCUCCAUAGUCAACCCUGCAAGGAAAGGCCUUUACGAGGGCACGGGGCGCCUGUUCUUCGAGUUCUACAGGCUGCUGCACGAGGCUCGGCCAAAGACGGGCGAAGAGCGGCCGUUCUUCUGGCUCUUCGAGAACGUGGUGGCCAUGGGUGUCAGUGAUAAGAGGGACAUAUCUCGCUUUCUAGAGUGCAACCCGGUGAUGAUUGAUGCCAAGGAGGUGUCGGCCGCCCACCGUGCCCGCUACUUCUGGGGUAACCUGCCUGGCAUGAACAGGCCCCUGACGGCCAUGUGCACCGACAGGUUGGACCUGCAGGACUGCUUAGAACACGGAAGAACCGCCAAGUUUGACAAGGUGAGGACCAUCACCACCAGGUCCAACUCCGUCAAGCAGGGCAAAGACCAGCACUUCCCCGUCUUCAUGAACGAGAAGGAGGACAUACUGUGGUGCACCGAGAUGGAGAGGGUCUUUGGCUUCCCGGUCCACUACACGGACGUGUCCAACAUGAGCCGACUGGCCCGUCAGAGGCUGCUGGGUCGAUCGUGGAGCGUCCCCGUCAUCCGCCACCUCUUUGCACCGCUCAAAGAUUACUUCGCCUGUGUUUGAGCAGCAAGAGCGCUCACUCUGACCCUUCCUUUUUUAUUUUUAGGAACCACAACUGUAAGUUGAGCUGUGAGCCUCCAGUUAUACACGAGCAUAAUUUGUACGCAUCGGUGUAGAGUUCAUGUUAUUUCCUGUAUUUGAAUUGUAAUCUUAUUUAAUUUUUUUAGCAGUGUUAUCACAAGUUCUGAUUUGUUUGUGCAAGCUAUACUUGAGACUAUGCUUUCUUCUCAAGACACUGAGACAGAAAAAGAGCUAAAGACGCGUGAAGCGGCGGGGGUCGACGUACUGUGCGCGCGUUUCGGUUUUCUUGCCGUGCUUCCGGCGACUGAGCCUCGCGGAGAUGACGUGCGGGACGGGCGAGCGCCGCUGCGUCUCUUAAGAAUCCCAAAUCACAUAUACCUCUUUGUUUACGGUUUCUACACACAGGUGAAGGUAAUAAAAGGUACUACUGUAAUGGUCGCUACACCAUGGUGCUCCGCAAUGACCACAAACAUCCACCACCUCGUGGCCAAACCACUUACUUUACGCCGCACGGAGCUCUUGGUGCUCGUGCGCGUUUUGCAGCUUUUCUACCGUUCCUCUGGUGCUCGUCGAACCUCUCGGCUCCGCUCAGGCUCGCACAAACAGACCACGAAGCUACUCGACGGUGGUGAUGUUUCUUGUCAUUCAAACAAAGACAAAAAAACAACACUUUAGCGGCGUUUGAGGCCGCCCUGUGUGACAUUUACUGUACAACUAUUCAAACGCCAGCGGGGGUCGCCGCCCCGCCGCGUUACACGUCAGGCGCAAAACUCCUCGACGCAACACGGUGCGGCUUCACAAAGUCCUUCUACCUUUUUAUAGCAACUUUCUGUGCUGUUUUAUCAACAAUAUCAAGCACUUUUUGGAAUCUGUACUUGCCUUUUCAUUUGAUUUUUGCCGUUUCUGUGACUUUUUAAUGAUGUGAACUAGCCUGGCGGGUUGUUUUCUGCACGGUAGCGCAAACGUGGAAGAGUGGCUUCUCCCAUCCUGUCAAACUUUUCAUUGUCAGACUCCGCCUCCCAAGCAAGUGCUUUGCCGCAUCACCAGUUUUCCCAAAAGUGAGUACGCCCCUCUCAUUUUGCGAUAUCUUCACAAUACUGUAGAGACGGAUAGCACGGUGUCACAGUACAUGUUGGAGCUUGUGUUUCUCCCCGGUGAACCGCAGCUCCCCCCAAUAGCGACAGCACUCGUGCAGCCCGAAGCCACAACUGCUUUACUGCAGGGAAUUAUCUUGCUGCUCACUUGUGUUAAUCAGCAGAUAGUACAUCUGUACCGCUAGACAAGCUGUACAUGGACUACUCUACAUUUUAGCACAUGCAAUUUUACGUCUAUAGCAGGGGUGUCCAAAGGGCAGCACGGGGCUGUUUUUUUUAAUUGGCCUGUGUCACGUUAUAAAAAUAUAAUUAAACAAGAAAAAAACGACAGCCGUAAUUUUACAAGAAUGAAUAAAAUAGGAUGAGAAUAAAGUCGCAAUAUUUCAGUGAAAAAAGUCAUGAUGUUACGAGAGUGACGUCGGAACACGAUGAGGAGAAAACAUUCAAAUAAAAAAGUUAAUUCAAUUAAAAUGAAAGGAAAAAUAUGCCAUGUUGGGAGAAACCAAACAAAACAAAAAAUAAAGUUGCAGAGAAGUUCAAAUACUAUGACAGUAAGGUCAAAAUAUUCUCAGAAUAAAGUCAUUAAAUGAUCAGAAAAGAACAUGUCAGUGUUGAAAUAUUUGGAAAAAAUUUUAAAAAAGUAAUUUAAGGAGAAAAAGUGAAUACUAACAAUAGACUUUCACGUACAUCACAAAGCUGAGAUGCAGUUUUAAGAAAAUCACACUUCUUAGCGUGUCCAUCCUCCAGUCUUGCAGUGUGGAGCCUUCGUGCUCCUCUUCACAAUAUCACCGUACAUGUUGGAAGUCACGUUCCCCCCUCAAAGAAUGAAUGAAUGAAUGAAACCUUUUAUUCUGAAGGGAUGAAAACAUCCAAAGCUACAUGUCCCUGUGUGAAAAAGUGAUGGCCCCCUAAAGCUAAUAAGUGGUUGGGCCCCCCUUAGCAGCAACAACUGCAAUCAAGCGUUUGUGAUAACUUGCAAUGAGUCUCUUCCAGUGCUGGGGAGGAAUUUAGCAGAAUUGUUGUCAUUCAGCCACAUUGGAGGCUUUUCCUUUUGAAGGGCAUGCCACAGCAUCUCAAUAGGAUUCAGGUCAGGACUUGGACUAGACCACUUUUUCCACACAGGGCCAUGUAGCUUUGGAUCGUUUUUCUCCCUUAAUAAUAAAAAGUUUCAUUUAAAAAGUGUAUUUUGUGUUCAGUUGUGUUGUCAUUGGCUAAUAUUUACAUUUGUUUGAUGAUCUGAAACAUUGAAGUCUGACAAACAUGCAAAAAAUAAGAAAACACAGGGGGGGCCAACACUUUUUCACACCACUGUCCAAUACAUGCUGCUGUACGAGCUGUACACUGACUACUCUUAAGUUCCAUGUACAUUACACAGUGUACUUUCUGGUACUGACGCGUGAGAAGACACACUGUCUGAAAAUAUUUUGCUGAAAUGUGAUGGGUGUAGUCACUUUCGGGGAACACCGUACACGUUACUAGCCAGGUGCGUCACCUGCUUUUGUAGAAAUGUCCUCCGUUUUAAUGGUGGAUUUGAAGGGAAUACUCGGCAUUUGGACAGGUUUGCCUUAUAUGACAGAAGAUGCAUUCAAAUGACAGUAAAACCAGUUGAAAUAUGUCAAGGAUGGACAUUUUUCACUGUUGGAUCUUAAGGAGGUUCUAAGUAGAGCUUCAACAUACAAAAAGAAGAAAUGGGAGUGAGACAAAAGGUCAUUUUCACAGCGGCUAAAAGAGCUAACAACAGCAGCGCCCCGUCUAGUUGUUUAUUUAUAUUUCAGGUGAUUUUAAUGAUAUGUUUACAAUGUGGACAGCGCCUUAUCAUUUAAGUCAGGGGUGUCCAAAGUGUGGCCCGGGUGCCAUUUGCAGCCCACAGCAAAUUCUAAAAAUAUAAUUAAACAAGACAAAAAAACCUGUAAAAAUUGAAAAAUCUGCAGUAAUUUUACAGGAAUAAAGUCAAAAUAUUAAGAGAAUAAAGUUUUCAUCUAACGACUAAAAGUCAUAAUUUUACGAGAAUAAUGCCAUAAUAUUAUGAGGAAAAAUGACAUCUAUUUAUUAGCAUAAAGUUGAAAUAUUAAAGGAAAAGAUGUAAUGUCAGAAACAAAAGAUGUAUACAUUUGUCAUUUUUGGAAAAUUAGGUUGCAGAAAAAGCUACAAUAUUAUGGGAAUAAAGUCAUAAUUACAGGACGAACAUGCACUAAAAGAAAGUUGAAAUAGUUGGGGGAAAAAUGAGCAGAAAUGGAAAAAACAGCUGUCAUUUUAUGAGAAUAAAGUCAAAAUAUUAUGAGGACAUUUUCGUAACAAAGUUGAAAUAUAAAAAAACAGCUAAACUAAACAAAAGAAAAUACUACACAUAUGGUAGUCCUAAUUUUUGGAAAAUGAGGUUGGAGAAAAAGUUGUAACAUGAUGAGAAUAAAGUCCUGAUAUUACAAAAAGAAAAUGUAUGAAAAUCAUUUAAGAAGAAAGUUGUAAUAUUUGGAAAAUUAAAAAAACAGCAAAAAUGGGAGAAAAAAAGAUGAAAGAGUGAAGUUGAUAUGAAUAAUAGGCUUUUUAAGACAAAGCUGAGAUGCAGUUUAUUCUUGAAAUAUAAAUCACUUCUUAGCGCAUCUCACAAAAUAUCAAGUGGCAAAGCUGCAUCCUGUCGUGUUUCUCUAUGUUGGCCUCGCUGGGUAACGUUUGGACACCCCUGCUUCAAGCCAAGCACCGAAGCUUCCCUUUAAGGAUGAGGACCACAUUCAGCCGACUGAAUUCUCUUGAUUGUAAGUCAAAAACACACAUGGAGGAUUUAGCUGAGUUUGUUUUGAGUAGAGCAACUGACCAUGUACUUAAACGUGUUUGUACUUUCUAAUGUAGUCCUAAGUUCUUAAGUGACCUUAUCGCCUUCACUUUCAGCCGUCAUCAACCCUCCCGUGUAAAUGGUGUAAAGCAGGGGUCACCAACGUGCCCGUGGGCACCAGGUAGCCCCCACGACCACAUGAGGUGCCCGCAAGCCUGCUUUUCAUUCAGGUGUUCAGUUAAUAAUGAACGAACAGUAGAAAGAAAUGCAUUGUGAAAUACAACAUGUGAGUUGUGGACACCAGCAUUUUGUUCAUGUUCUGGUAAAACAAGCAUAUUCACUUUGUUUGGCUUUAAAAUAAGCUCUGAAAAUAAAUGUUAGAAAAAUGAGUAGCUCUUGCCCAUUUUCAUUUUGUAAAAGUAGCUCUCACAAGGACAAACCUUGGUGACCCCUGCUGUAAAGUUUCCACUCUUGUGUUUGAAUGGAAAUGUACAAAUGUCAUUGCUGGCUAAUAUGUAAUCCAACUAGACGUGCUCUUUGUGAGAUUGAGGAAAAUCCCCACGUGUGAACCCGCAUUUCCUGUCGGCGUGCACAGCCCUUCACGGGCUGCUGUCUUUUGCGUUUUCUUUCACUCCAAACCCAAGAAAUGUUUGGGGUUUUUAAUUUCCUGUCGGUGCUACACAUUUGACAGCAUCUAUGAGUGUGAGAGACUGAUUGGCAUACGAGAACUGUUCCUUGUCGUUAUGGAAAUGAAUCAACUCUAUGAGCAGAAACAAAAAAAAAAAGGCAUUUUAACUUUGUACUUGAAAAAAUACAAAUAAAAAGGUUUGCUAUAUUGUUUUUAGACUAGACGAUCGCUGUAGUCGGUGCAUAUCUGUGGGAAAAUUGUCACUGUAGCGUAACGUAUGCUAAUACGCCUUGCUUCUCAUUCCGACAUUCCACGCACUCAAGUUCUACAUGUGUUUUAUUAUAUUGUUUGUUUUUUUUCAUCUGCAAGUUUACUUCAUAUCCACUGGUCCAUGACUCCCUUACCACCAUUACUGUUUAUGGCCAAAUGUGUGUUUUUUAUGGUUUCUUUUGAUUGAAGAAGAGUUUUUACAGCAAAUGUAGCAGUCAUCCUCCUACUACACACGUACACGACUUAUGUUUAGUGUCCCGAGAGAAGAUAAAGAAGACUCCGUAUGUACUUGUGCUGGAGAACACUUGAAUAAAUGUAUUGUUUUUGUGCAAAAGAACGUUCUGCCUUGUCUGUUUUCUCUCAUCAAACAGGCAUCUUGUUGAGUCUUUGUAGCAAAAUUGAGAGCCAGUAGUAUCCACCCUUCCGUCUGUGUCAUUGAAGUGGCUUACGGUGUCGUGA